Molecule: messenger RNA, 774 nt
Organism: Penicillium alfredii
Lineage: Eukaryota; Fungi; Ascomycota; Eurotiomycetes; Eurotiales; Aspergillaceae
Exons: 3
Coding region: 1-774 (257 amino acids)
Molecular function (GO): oxidoreductase activity, acting on the CH-OH group of donors, NAD or NADP as acceptor
Source: RefSeq, a predicted model, not a curated record
AUGGAUCUUUUCUCUCUUGCAGGCAGAACCGCCCUGGUCACAGGCGGCACCCGUGGCAUCGGUCAGGCUAUGGCCUUUGCACUGGCUGAAGCGGGCGCGGACAUCGUCCUCGUCCAGCGAGACACGAGCAAUCAAAGCACAAAAGAAAAGAUUGAGGAACUCGGUCGGAAAGCCACCAUCUAUACUGCCGACCUUGCUUCGCAAGCCUCGGUUUCCUCGCUUGUCCUAACCGUUAUCCAUGACGGCCACGAUGUUGACAUCCUCUUGAAUUGUGCAGGGAUUCAGCGGCGACACCCAAGCCUCCUUUUUCCACAAGAAGACUGGGAUGAGGUUCUACAAGUCAAUUUGACCACUGUGUUUACGCUGUGUCGUGAUAUUGGAGCACACAUGCUCACGCGUAGCCCUAACUGGUCGGGCCAGCGCGGCAGCAUCAUCAACGUUGCCUCGCUCGUCUCGUUCCAGGGUGGACUGACGGUGCCAGCAUACGCUGCGGCCAAAGGCGGCGUGGCCCAACUCACCAAGGCCUUAUCCAACGAAUGGGCCUCCAAAGGAAUCAACGUCAAUGCCAUUGCCCCGGGAUACGUGGCGACCGACAUGAACACGGCGUUGCUCCAAGACCAAGAUCGCGCCGCAAGUAUUUUGGCGCGGAUUCCUGCAGGGCGAUGGGGGAAUCCGGACGACUUCAAGGGGUCGGUAGUGUAUCUGGCUAGCCGAGCAAGUGCGUAUGUGAGCGGCGAAGUGUUGACGGUGGAUGGCGGGUGGAUGGGGCGAUGA